GCGGAGCUUUCCUCCGCACACGUGUUCCUGAUGGGUGCUUUAACUCCGAGCGCUGCUUUCUAUUGGUUACCAGCGUGAUUGACAGAUCAGCAGCCAACCAGGUACCGCCAUUCUCCCCGCGUAGCCAAUGAGAGUCAAGGGCGGGCGGCGGCGCCAAGCGUGCGGCUCAGUUGAAUGUGCCGGGGCGACGGCUGCGGGAGGACAGCAUUUUAGAAUGCCAAAAAUGAUCGUGGAAAAAAAAGAAAAGAAGGCAGAAAAAAAAGAAAAGAAGGCAGAAAAAAGAAAAAAGCUGAAGGAAGAUGUGGCCCAAAAGGAUGAGCUAGAAUUGGAAACCAAACCAAAGAAGAAGAAGAAGCAGCAGAAGCUGCAGGCUACAAAAGAAGAGGAAGAGCUUAUUGCAGAGGAAGAGGAAGAACUUACUCCAGAGGAAAAGAGAAAACUGGAAAGAAAAUUAAAAAAAGAGCGCAAGAAGAAGGAGAAACAGCUGAUGAGGGAAGCUGGAAUCCCCAUAAAAAAGGUGGAGCCCAAAAAGCCAUCGGGAUGUGAGCGGGCUCUGGCCUAUUUAACCAGCUGGUCUAAAAACCCAGAAAAAUGGAAGUUUCAGAAGACAAGACAGACGUGGCUUCUCCUGCAUAUGUAUGAUAAAGAGAAGGUUCCAGACAAGUAUUUCACCAUUUUACUGGAUUAUCUGCAAGGGCUUCAGGGCAAUGCACGAGACAAAACUGUGCAGAAAGCUGAAGCUUUUAUGAAGGAAUUUGAUGGUUCUGAUGGAGAAGACCCAAACGUGCUGGGGAAGUGUGAGCGCAUCAGACAAGUUCUACAACUGCUGUCCUGAGAGUAUUUCUGUGUCAUAAUUGUUGUCUGGUGAGGGAAGAAAAGGAUGUCACACACUGAGGCUGUAAAGAAUUUGUAAAGAUAAUACUGAAUUUUAUGCUCGUAAUUUUUUCCAAUUGAAAAUAUUCAUCGUGUUUUGAGGUGAUGAAAUAAAAAUAACAUAUAUAGUCCAUA
Molecule: messenger RNA, 1008 nt
Organism: Agelaius phoeniceus (red-winged blackbird)
Lineage: Eukaryota; Metazoa; Chordata; Aves; Passeriformes; Icteridae
Gene: CHLSN
Product: cholesin
Source: RefSeq, a predicted model, not a curated record